Molecule: messenger RNA, 309 nt
Organism: Blepharisma stoltei
Lineage: Eukaryota; Ciliophora; Heterotrichea; Heterotrichida; Blepharismidae
Source: the annotation of a GenBank genome assembly
AUGGCAAUUUGUAAAGGUGCUAUCGGGAUCAGAACAACUCACUUUGCAUUUAUGAUUAUGAGGCUUGGCUUUUACAUUAGUCCUGUUAAAGGCUGAUAUGCAGGAGAGAGAGGUGCAUGCUCUCUGGACAGCCCGAGGGAAUCUGAAAGAUUAGUUUUUCCUAUUCCAUUUUGUGAUAGCGAAGAAGCUUUAGUUGCCACACGACUUCAAGUAAUAAACAAAUCUCCACACAUGAACCUUCGGAGUUGGCAAUAUUGCCAACAAGAGUACUCUGAUAAUCAAGACAAGUCUGUGGGCCUGAUCAUAUAA